GCUUGCGGAAACAUAGAGUGGAAUGUUGAUACAUUGUUGUUGUUUUGUAGUUUGGAAUUGGGAUACAUGUCGGUUCGACUGCUGGGAGCUUUCCUCUGGUUGAUAUAAACUACAUCACGCCGUAGCCGACAACAACAAGAGAUUUUUGAAGUCUCUAAUUAAACAACCACGUCCUAAGAGCGAUCUCGGAGCAAGGAGGCGUGGUAUCCGUAGCCUACUUCAUAGAGAAGAAUGAUCGCAUCGAAGAAGCAACUGGGCGAAAACACGCCUGGAACGGAGGAAAGAUGACGAACACAGUAGCUUUCUGACGUGCAUGAAAUAACUGUUAUAAAGCUGUAAAAAAUACUGGUGAUUAACAAAAUUGUCCAUUUAUUGUGUUCGCUAUGCCGUGUUGUGCUUGUGCAAUUCACGUUUUCAUAUCAUCCGCACACAUGUAGCCUGUCACACGAUUUCGCAUGAAUGAUUAUCUUGCGAAGUACCUUUUUGACAGACGGCUAGGCAUGGAAUAUUGUCAUGGGCAUACGGACAUUCAUACAUACAAAAACAUUCAGUGAAUAAUCUGGAAUGCGUUCUUUCCUAUCGUGUAUGUAAAUAAUGAUGAACUAGACAAAUUGUGAGACGCCUAAUGCUAUUUCUCUUGAAAUUGACAGGUUACUGCUGUGGUUGAAUUUAGGGCAAUGGAAAACAUUUCCAUUUUCAAAACAAAAACGGUAUUUCGUUAAUCAAGCGAAAUGAUAAUACUCAAGAGUCGCCGCACAUAGUCCUGUGUCUGUCUAGAUGUCUGUCUUCUGAUUGAGGGAAUGCUUUAUGUUAGACCUUUUAAAUUAGCCGUAGCUGUACUACUGUUUCCAAACUGCAGAAUAGGCAAAAUGCUUAUGAUAUAGACUAACCUCUCACUGCCUGAUCAGCAAUAAACCAGAGCGAUGGCUAGUCAGUGAAUUACAAAUGAUUUAAGAGAUUGUUAUAAUUAAACACUUGGUUGUGGGCUGGAUUGUAGGGAACCUGUUUUAUUAUUAUUAUUAUGUAAAAUGGUAUAUUAGGCACUAUGUUAAAUCCCACUUGUUACUGGCGUGCAUUUAAGGGAAUCACUCCAUUUAGCAGAAAAUAUUUGAUUCUGGCUGGAAUUUUAUUCGGCUUUAAGCAAGGAACUACACCCUGUUAUUUAGGAAAGGUGAGUCAUUACUGGAUAUUAUGAUUCAUUUCCCCUCUGGCAAAUAACAGAACUGUCAUUAGUUAUUCAAUUUAAAAGGAUAAAGGCACAAAUGAGCAAGUAGAGGUGCCAUCUUAAAUAGCCAAAAAUGAAUGAAAAUGUGCAUCCUGACGGCAAUUUAGAGACCUGUAUGGUUUGGAACCCUACACUGGGUGGAGUCUAUAGAUAGAGCUUUCCCUUGCUAGUCGGAUAAAAUGUGAAAGUGCAUAGGGAUGGUGUGCAAGCUGUUGUCAUGUCAUGUAGGCUAUUCAGUCUGCCCGUUAAACUGUCUGUGACAUUUUUUAGUUUAUUGCAUAAAUACAGACGGACUGAAGUCUCAGUGCUGAUCCUCCCCAGAAGCUUUUCCACUGUGAAAAGUGCAAGACAUUUUUGGCAGAGUACGGGUGGAACUUAGUCUGCUCAUAAACGCGUAGACAUUCAUCAUCACUACUGCAAGUGUGAGAAGGAACUCAAAAAAUGUUUGUUGGCUGUGUAUCAGACAAAUCUUCUACUCAGUAACCGUUUGUAAUAUGGAGUAACAAGACAACUUUAAUUCACAUGUGGGGAAACUAAUUAAACCUGAGGUCAAUGGCAUACCCACUAUAUUACUUUAAAAAAAGUUAAACUGCACCAGAAACCAAAUAUUUUAAUAUUCUGUAAGUGGACAGAGUUUGGAUUCCACUGUUGGUGAUUUUGGGCGAAAGAAAGUAAUUUCCUGUUUUGGUACUGACUACUGUCUUUGGCUGAAGAUCAAGUCCUUAGAUGGUCCUCUUGACCUUUGCUGUCAUGGAAAAUCCUGGGGAAAACACAGAAACAGGUCGCUCUCAUUGAAAAGCUAUGGACUGGUUUAGGUUGGUGAAGAGUUGUCUUUUUUUCCAUACGUUGUGUGUGCAUCAUGUGGCCACAGCAAAAAGACCCUGAGUCACUUGGUGUGAGAUGACUUCCCUCUUUGGGUGGUGGCGUUGCCCCCGUUUGUGUGUGCUCUGUCAUAAACAGAGAGGAAUUUGUUCAGUGCCUUAUCAUAUUCUGCACUGGUUCAGUAACCAAAGUACUGUGUAGGAGGGCCACAAAUGUCAGAGUCUUUCAUUUUUCUAUGCGCUUGAGUCAUUGUUCUUUCUGGGUUUUCUCAAAAAUAAGUACGACUCUCUUCCUCGAGCUGUCAAAAAAGGAAGAGAAUCUUUCCUUCAAGUACAGUAUACCACAUUUUUAAUGGUCUGAAUAUGCGCACAUUGAAAAAUGAUGUAUGAGAAGUAUGAUACUAGUAUUCAGAUGACAGUACUGGUUUCCUACCUCUUCUCUAAAUUCACAAUGGUCAGUAGUAUUGGUUUGUGUGUCCAUAUUGUCAGGAAGUCAUCAUAACUAUUGUGGUUUUACAGAGAUGAAUAAAUAUUUUCAAAUCAGCUUUGAAACAACCAAUUUGGACACCACGAUUAUGAAUAUUAGGUUUUAUUCAUAUCUGGAAAAUUCCUGGGCAAAGCCUGAAAUGUUUAAUUUAAGUUUAAGCAUUACCUAGGUAGUCCAACAAAUGAUUGAAAAUGAACUGGAGUGGUUUUUCUAACCAGUUUCUGGGUGAAUAUUUGUCAAAAUAUUUGCAUUUUUGUAACCCUGUGGCUGACAGAAGCAUGUCCUAGAAUGUUGGAUUAUACUGUUUGCACAAGUAAGCUUGUGUAGUGCUGUGAGCUACUGCAGUCAAUUUGCAUCUUGGGCUUUCCCACUUCACCAAGGGACUUCCUGGAGUUGAGCGUAACAGCUUCACCACUUUGUGGUCAGAACAGUUUGGAGUAAAUAAAUGAUUUGUCACUGACGUUUAGCAAUCUGUGGUUAUGAAGGAUCCUCCAGAAUUUUCAUUGGGGCCUAGCUGACCGCUGAUGUGUUUUCCAUACCUGCUCUGCACCGGAGUGGAAUUUUUGGGUCUAAUGUAAAAACUGGAAAUAUUUGUCCCCGAUCUGCAGAUGCCUGAGAUUCUUUACUAUGCCAGCAUUCCAUGGUUGGGAAAUGAAUCCAAGCAUAGGUUUUUCACUCCUCUUGCCAGCCACUAAGUUUGGGUGGCAAUGCCAACCAUUCUCACAUAUAGCUGGACCUUUCCUUCUGUCCGCUUAAGCAACAGGAUUGUCCAGGAAACGUCAACUGGAAGGGUGUGCUCUCUUGCCUCUGGAACUUACUCCUACCAUUAGCUGGUGUGACUCAUAGCUCAGCAAUGCCCACCCACCGCCCCCUCCCCCUACCUUGUGUAAUAUUUCAUCAAACAUUUGCGCAGUGUGGAGAGCUGCAAACCAUGGAAAGGGCCUGUGUGCCUCCCUGUAAGGCUGGGUGAGCCACACAAAGUGCUUGGUGUAUUUAAGGCAUUUGCUUAUGGGGGGACCUAGCUGUUGCAUCAACACCACGGUUCAGUUCCUCAAUUAGAUCAUUUAACCAUCAGCCAAGGUUGCCAAACAAGUCCCUUCUUAACGGUGAGGUAUGCUUACUUACACACUCCAGAUGCAGAGGCUGCAAUUUAAUUUCCCUGUGUAAGCUGUUUGUAUUCACACCUGUCUUGACUGAGCCUAUAUGCGAGUUUUGAAUUCAAGCCUGUCACUGACUUACAAAAACAAGUCAGGAUCACAUUUCACAAGGUUCUGUUGUUCACCAAUACCACUGGAUGAUGAAAGCCUGUUUUUGGUGCCAUCCUUUGGCUGAAGAAUGUUGGACCAAUCCAGUCAUAUCAGUUUCACUCUGCUAAUGACCGCAAAGCACCUCAUGGCAGUUAACUUCAAUAAGGUGAUGAAAACGAUACCUUAGCAAGUCUUGAGCUGCAUUUGGCUACUGUAUUUUUCUUUAAGGACAUGGAGAGUCAAAGUUUCUUGAUUUUGAAUUCAUGCUUACAUUGAAAACAAAAUGAAUAGUUAUGAAUAUGAAUAGUUAGCAUAGUUUUCAUUCAGUUUUAAUUAUUUUUUCCCGUUCAUUAGAUACGCUCCUCAAAGAAUACCUUGUGAAUACUCCAGAGAGAUUCAUAUUUUUGCAUAGUUGAUAACGAUGUUCCUGCUUCUGUGAAUAUUAAGCUGAUUAGUGAAAUUAAGGAAAUUAGGCAUUCACAUCAAGCUACUAUUUCUACAUGAAAUAAAGUAGGGAUUUGAAAGGAGUUUACUUAUUCUUUCCUGUUUAAUUUGAUUAAUAAAAUCUGGAAGUAAAAAUGAAUAAUCAGGAGUUUAAGUGUGUUCUAGUUUCCUUCCCAGUUCUGCCCUAGGUCCUGGAGUUUGUAUAAGGAUGUAACAGAACGGGGAAUUCUUGAGAAAAAUGCUGAUAAGGAUGUGCAAUGAGUUAAGCAAUGGAAAGUAAUGCUGGGAUUGGCUUUUUAAAGUACGUCAGCGCACAGAGAAAUCUGUGAUUAUGGGAUCCAAGUUCCAAACACUAAUCUCGUAAAUGCGCUUCUUUGUCCAAUCGGAUGUUCUCAAGCCGUUUAAGUUGCUUUUUCCCUCAUAUUUGAAGAUCAAAAACAAACAAGUAAAAACAAUCAACAAAUGUUUAAAUGAGUAGAGCAGGAUUGCGAUCAAUAUAUUGGCAUUUAUAAGUAACAGCAAAGCACUGCGGUCUAUUUAAAAAAAAGGCAGUUUAAGUGAAAGCGCUCUUUGAUCAAAGAAUGUUUCUCUCUGGAGUUUCCUUGCGGAGGUUAGCAGGGUCUGACUCACUGGAAUGCUAUGUCACAUUGUUUGAGUUCGCAGCUAUGCGGUCUGAGUGUGGGCGGAGCACUGCUGGCCAUUCUCAGACCUGCUUACACAUGUUUUUCGGCGUAAGCGGCACUGUUUGAAGCAAAUCUGCUCCUCUGCAAAGAAAGUUUCUCAAGCCAGGGUUUCAUGCUUGAGUAAAUAUUGUGCGGCGAAAUGGCAGCGGCGUGGGUGUGCGUUUUCUUGCCGUCCCACCAAUCUUUCGUUCUUGUGAUUCUUAUAUUCGUCCCGUUCGGAGAAACUAGGCAGUAAAACGUUGUCAAGAGCCUGAUGGAUUGUGCUUUCGGGAGCACGUUAUAAGCAACAUUAAUUGCUGGCAUACAUUGUUAAAUCUGUGGAGUAAGUUCUCAGCAGUGUUGUGCUGUCAGUUGGUGACAGCACCAUUAUUCUCGGUCCCAUUUAAAAUGGCUGUAACUCAAACUCAGCCUGAGUUGGCAGGUACAGAGGUUCAGACAUUUUAUGAAUUCCUGUGCAGUGUGAUAUGGCAGGCACAGUGUACAGUGACUUCAGCACGUCAGGAGAACAGUGCAGGGACAUGGAAAAUAAGAGUAAGGCUCUUAUCACAUUGCAGCAAGCCCCGAAGCCUGCUGCAUUUUGUCAUAGCUUCCCUGUGCAAGACCAGUGGGUUCCUGCACGACUGAUUCCCUCAAGAUGUACACGACCUGAUACGAUUGUGACACAGUCAGCGCCUCUCCCAUGACUGUAACCUUUCUGAGGGAUCCAGCUGAAUGCAUGCAGGGUAUGACGACUAAUUUUAAAGCAAGCAAAGCUUUAAAGGUAAAGAAGGAGGUGGGGGAGAAUGCCCCGGCCCUCAGCGACGAAGAGCUGGUGGCCAUGACGGUGCGCCAGCUCAACCAGCACCUCCGGGGGCUGACCAAGGAGGACGUGGUGCGGCUGAAGCAGCGGCGGCGGACCCUGAAGAACCGCGGCUACGCGGCCAGCUGCCGCAUCAAGCGUGUGACCCAGAAGGAGGAGCUGGAGCGCCAGAAGACCGAGCUCCAGAGGGAGGUGGACAAGCUGGCCCGGGAGAACGCCAGCAUGCGGCUGGAGCUGGACGCCCUGAGGGCCAAGUACGAGGCCCUGCAGUGCUUCGCCCGGACCGUCGCCCGCGGCCCGCUCGCCUCCGGGAAGGUGGCCACCACCAGCGUCAUCACCAUCGUCAAGUCGACCAAUCACAACGCGGGCCCCGCCCCUUUCUCCGCCACCCCCUCCUAAUGCUCACGGGGCAGGACUCGCCGCAAGCAAGGCAGGGUUGCCCCCUGGCCAGACCCGCCCCGCGCUGAGAAGGAGCUCAGCUGAUGGGAGUUGCGCUGGGGGGGCCCCACCCCUAUCCUACAGUUCCACGCCGAGGCUGAUUCUGCCAUGACCUAAGCUCACUGUCACCUCUCUACUUUACACUGUCUGUGUACUGUGCAAAAAGAAAAAGAAAAAAAAAAACCCAGCACCGGCAGGGCAGGCUGUUCCCAUAUAAAGGGACUUUUACAGAGUAAAGCACUUACUGAAGUGUGAACGAGUACUUCAUACGAUCUGAGGCAACAGCACUAGUCUGAGACAGGUCUGAUGCUUGUAGUAUCUAAACUUUAUGUCAGAUAUGAAAACGUAUGCUAUAGUUAUGAUAAUGGCAAAACAAUAGUUACUAUAAGAAAACUAGAGACAAUAAUGCUUUUGACGAUAAUCAGCACAAUGCUAUUGUGAAAAUCUGCAGUUAAGUUGCUUUUUUGUUAAAUGCAGCACCCCAUGCUGACAUGGCUAUGUGCUACACACAGAAAAGCGUACUUUCAGAGAUGGCAAUCUAAGCUGAGAAGAACCAACGGGCACCGCAGGGCUGUUAUUGUGAGGGAUGUGGUAUGCUGAUCUCUAUAGCGCUCAUUAGAAUAGAAGUAAAUGUACAGGAAAACAAGCCAGCUCUCUGGCUAAUUAACAAUAAUAAAUGCUAAUCAUGAAUGGCACUUAACGGAUUACUGUCAAUCACAGUAUACAAGAGCACUUGUUUUUUUUGUUUGUUUUUUUUUUAAGUAUGAAAUUGUGAAACUAUAGGCUGCCUUAGGCACCUUGGUGAGAUUUUAGAGCUAUCUGUCCUGUAUGAAGCUAAUAGCAUUCAAUGUGGUUUAUUUUUAUAACAUAACAUGGUUUAAAUUUUUGAUGCGGUUUACAAGAAUGUGAGGGGAACUAGCUUUUAUAUGGUCUUUAUAGAUGUUUUCCAUUCUGAACUCACACUACCAAUGCCGUUCUUUGUGGAAGGUAAUCCAUAUUGGAUAUAGAGAUAAUGGGAACCAUCAACAAUUACAUGCAGUCUGACUGUUUCCUGUAUAUUACAGAUUUAAAUGACUUUGUUUUGUUUUAACAUAAAAGAAGAUUGGAACAAGUUCAUAACUGCAGCUUUUAGCCCAUUUUGUGGAAAAUUCCGUCCUCAGGAAACCAUUCCCAGUGCUCGGUCACCAGGAAGUGCCACUGCCGGUGUUGGUUAAGUUCAUACAGCAUGUUGUAUGGUCAUAAUAUAAUACUUUGACACGAACAUUAGGGUAAAAAGAACCUCCGUACAUUAACUUCCCCAGAACAUAAAAUGGAAAGAUAGCAUGGUAUUUAGUUGUUGCACACAACUAAUAAAUUGAAUACUCAAGAUUUUAAUCCUGAUGCUGUUUUUCAGAGAUUAUUUCAUUAUGGAACACACCAUUGGCAUUAGGAAUAUUGUUAAUAAAGCACAAACUUCAGAAAGCCACAAAUCCAACAGGUAUGCUGCGUUCUGAAGGUAGUGAGCUCAGACUGCUCACCAGACUUGGCACACACCUUAAACCCAGGUGUUGAACUGCAUGUGUCACAUGAUUUACUGAUGUGCUGUGACAUCAGUCCAGAGAAGUGAAAGUUAUCUUGUGUUGGGGUUCUUUCUUACCCGGUGGACACGACUCUAACCCCCUCCCCCCCCUCCCCAACUGCUAAACCCUGCUGUAGAGUAUGGGCUUGUGGGGGGUGAAGACUUUGCUGCUGUUUGGCCCUCUGCGUUACUAAGCAAGGCCAUUGCUGUGCUCUUUUAUCAUUGUCGUUUUGUGUUUUCAUAUACAUGUCCUAUGCAUUAUUAUUUCAGUAUAUAUUGUGCUCUAUAUUUUCAGGGUGUGAAAUGGAGGGGUAUAAUCCUGUUAUCACCUCCCCUACUAAGUACAUUAGCAGAAAUGUCACUAUGUCACAGAGUCCUUUUAGCAGUAGUGUCUUUCGUAUGUAUAUCACCAGUGUGUUUACUUCCUCCAUUGUGCUGAGGGUAUAAGUUCAUUGUAGCCCAUUGAAGCCUUGCAAAUACAGCUAAUAAAUCCACCUAUCCUGCUAAAAAUGAGCAUUUACAGUUAAUGGAAACCAUUGGAAAUGACUUAAUGGCUAAAGAUAAAUAAAUAUGAACCAUUUUGCUCAGUUCACUCAGUUUUCAGUUUUUUAUUUAUUCUUUUUUUUUUUUUUUUUUACAAAAAGGAGGCCAAUUAUGAUCACAUGGCUAGAUUAGGAGAAAGGUUAUUUUCAUUUGGACGCUGUCCGUAAAGGGUGACGUAUCACCGUGUUAUGGACUGAUGGCAGCUGUGGCCCUUUCUUACAUCCGUGAUCAGACACCCAGCCAGCUCAGGGCAACACAAGCAAAGCAAGUGACUGACAGUCUUUUUGGGAGCGUCUGUAACAGAGCCAACAACUACAAGGCCUCUUCUUUUCUUCCCAUGGCUGUUUAAGGCUGUUGUUGGCAUCUCGGGUUUCUUGCUUCCUUUUCAGAGCAGGAAAGCAAAUCUGGCACAGACAUAAAAGCUCAGUCGUCUCUAGACUGUUGCAGAAAGAACCUGACCCUUCAUCCGAGAUUAAGCAUUGGUUUUUCUUUUCACUUUUUCAUUAUCCUUCUGAGGGAUGGAAUAUGUCCUGUUUGAACAGCAAAUCCUGUUUUUUUUUUCAGAGUGGAAGCCCUUAUAUCAGUAGAGCAUGUUGCCACAGCCCUUGUGAACCUGUCACAUUUGUAAGACUUUUUUUAUGUCGGUAGCAGUGAUUCACAGCUUAGAAUUCUCUGCAGCACACUCACCCUGUGUGCAGUGUGGAUUUUGCUCCUCUUAGCAGCAGCGGGAAGAAAGAGAGGGCCCAUUUAUCACAACCAUAAAAUAAAAGAAUGACAAAGUGUAUCAUCUUCCCUGCUCUAUGCUGCCACCCAGUGGUAUGCCUGAGGUAAAACAGCUGUGAGGAAAUCUGCGUGAGGGCACUCGUCCCACUGUGCACACUGCAUUGGUUCUAUUAAAAUGCCAGAAUGUCAAUAGUUCAAAACCAGCCAAUCAUAGGCAAUGGUUUAGGACUAGAGAAAGUACUACAAAGUGAAGACCCGUCCAACUGAAUAAUUUUCAUGCUGCUGUGUGCUCAUCUUCAGGCCCCCAGAUGUAAAGACUGAAAACUGUAGGGUAACUGUUCACAUGGGAAGUAACUGAGAGGUGGUGUUGCUUUAACUUAAGUUCACAUUGUUUAGUGCAGAGGAGUACAGGAACUGGAAACCAGAAUGAUGAUGCUGGACAGGGUGGAGAUGAAACGCCCUGGUUUAUAAGUAUAUGUACUGUAUCUUUGUGUUGUGUUCCCUCUGUAAUUGUAUGUUUAACGUGUAAUUGGACAAAGCAAUUAAGAACGGAUGACCCUACAUCUAUCUGCAUUGUGUACCUUUUCAUUUUUAUACUGUGUUGUAUGUGGCCUUUUAGAGUUAGAACUUAAAUUAUUCAUUAUCUGACAUGUAUCUAUAUUUAAAUUAUACAUUGUAUAUUUGCUCUGAUAUUUCUUCAAGCUAUUUGCCAUGAACGCACAUACAAAUUUGAACCCAGUUGUUCAAUUUGGCGAAUUACUUGCCUCUAAAAAGUAUGCUGCUCUAAACUUUUACAUGCAUCUGAAAGCCUGCAAAAAUGACCAGAUAUCCACAUAUGUCUACAAGAUGAAAGUGAAUGGUUUUGGGUAAAGAAUCCCACAAACAGACUUCCAAACAGCUGAACAGUGUGUUCAUUUGGAAAAUAAAAUUGUCCAUACAUGUGAAAAAUCUAGAUUGUCUAUCUGAGUAGUUAUUUGAAGUGUAGAAACUAGUGCUCCUCAUUAUAGCAGUUUGGUCAAUGGUGACUAACUACAGUAACAAGACAAACUAUUAAUGAAGUAGACAAACGGUCAAGCUCUUAACCUGUUACUUCAUUACUCUGUUUAUAUGUAUUUGUACUCCGGUAUUUAUUUUGUUUAUUUUAAUUAUAUAUAAAUUAUUGGAUUGUACGUAUUUACAUUCAUUAUGGUUCAUUAGUGACUGUACCCUCAUGUACAUGUACAAAAUCAUCUUCUGUUUUCCAUGCUCUGACUGAGAAUAAGGACCUAAUUUAUUACUAUGUCUGCUGUGCCUGUUUUUGUACUUUUCAAUAAAUCAAUUUUAUCAUGA
Messenger RNA from Anguilla rostrata (American eel), 10297 nucleotides. RefSeq names its product transcription factor MafK-like. The coding region runs from base 5587 to 6105 and encodes 172 amino acids. Gene Ontology annotation, molecular function: RNA polymerase II cis-regulatory region sequence-specific DNA binding; DNA-binding transcription factor activity, RNA polymerase II-specific. Gene Ontology annotation, cellular component: nucleus. NCBI's taxonomy places the organism in Eukaryota, Metazoa, Chordata, Actinopteri, Anguilliformes, Anguillidae. The transcript is spliced from 4 exons. Gene Ontology annotation, biological process: regulation of transcription by RNA polymerase II. The record is from RefSeq and is a predicted model, not a curated record.